AUAGAAUCUUUUAAAGACUCGUGUGUCGAGACCUGAACUCGAUUGCAGUGAAUCGAUUCCCAUGAAUAGCGAGAAUGAGUUGGCUAAACUCAUCCAGCAAGCUUAGAGCUCAAGCUUGUAGGAAAUUGUCACUGCGCAUUUACCGAAUAAGCUUUUCAGAAGUGGCUCUAUGAGUAUCCAUGACUAGGCAAAAACCUAACUUAGUUGUCUGGUUCAAAAGUGUGAUCUGUUUUUAUCUCGUCCCUCCUUGCUGCAUCUCUCCCUCAUCACUCCGGUCUCUUUUUACUAUCACACUGGAGCAUCUGGUAAAAUACCAGCAACCAUGACCGUGGUAUGACAACAGCCGAAUGAAACUUGUAGCAGGCUGUAAGGUAUUAUUGAAGACACAGUGUUUCAGUAGAGCACAAUGCUAGGCUGUGAUGGUGAAUCAAGAUCAAGGGUUCGAUACAAACUGACCAUUGUAACAGGACUGCUGGAGUGCCUGUGCUUUGCCGGGGUUGUGUUUGGAUGGGCUUCUCUUGUAUUUGUUUUAAAGACUGACGGAUACUUUAGUGAUCUGUGUGUUAAUGUGACUACAGCAAAUGGAACAACAGAUAAUGACUGCAGUGCUCAGGAUGAGCGGUUAUCGGUUAUCUUCACUGUCGCUUCCUUCAUGAACAACUUUCUCACUUUCCCCAACGGCUUCCUUUUUGACCUGUAUGGAACGAUGGCUACAAGACUUCUGGCAAUACUCCUCUAUACUACAGGGACAUUGCUUGUAGCAUUUUCAAGCAAAGCUUUAUCCCUCAUUCUCUUCCCUGCCCUUUCUUUCAUUGCUGUGGGCGGCAUUUUGUUACUUCUCACAAACAUGCAGGUGGGAAACCUUUGUGGCACUCAUCGCUCGACAAUCAUUACUCUCUACAAUGGUGCUUUUGAUUCCUCAUCUGCAAUUUUCCUCAUCAUCAAAGUCCUGUAUGAGAAAGGGAUUUCCCUUCAGACCUCUUUCCUCUUCCUGUCUGCCUGUGGUAUCAUUCAUCUACUGCGAACUCUUUUCCUUUUACCCAAAUCACACAUCCCUUAUUCAAUCCCAGAGAGCUACACUUAUGGGGUAAGCUGUCGUAAAUCAAAGAGCUAUAAUGUUGAACAAAAUGAGCUCAAGCAGGAGUCCACACCAGACAGUGAAAGACAAGGCAUGAGCAGAGACUGUGAACCAAUAAGGACAGAAGUCUCGCCUCAGAUGGAGGACGUCUUAAACAGAGAUAGCAGCUUUAAGAACUGUGUUCUAUCCUGGAUCUUUGUGUGGCAUCUGAUAUGGCUUUCAGUCAUGCAGCUGCGUAAUUAUCUUUUCAUUGGAACGCUGAACCCAAUGCUGAACCGACUGGCAAACCAGGACCCAGCCACUGUUAGCCACUACACCAAUGCGUUUGCCUUCACUCAGCUGACUGGGUUUCUCUGUGCUCCAUGGAAUGGCUUUUUAAUGGACAGACACAAGGGGAAGGCAUUGAAGCCAGGAGAGACAGAGAAAGAAGCAGACUUGCGCUCGUCCAUCCUGUCUCUCUUCUUCACCUCUCUGCAGUGCCUUCUCUUCUCUGUGUGCACAACCAUUCCUGUUCUUCCUCUGCAGUACGCCACGUUCGUCCUCCAGGUUCUCAACCGAUCCUUCCUGUUCGGCGGUAACGCUGCAUUCAUCAGCAUUGCGUUUCCUGCCAAACACUUUGGGAAGUUGUUUGGUCUUGUGAUGUCUCUCUCAGCUGUGGUGUUACUGCUGCAGUAUCCUUGUCUUGCUUUGGUCAAAUCUUUUGGAGGGGAUCCCUUCUAUGUGAACCUUAUUUUGACUAUUCUGAUACUCCUGGCUUUCGUCCAUCCUCUGAACGUCUUCUUUCACUGUAGAAACCUGGCCGCACAGAGGGGUAACACACAGAGCAUGCUGCAUGCUGAUUCCUCAAGAAGAGAAUCCACACUAUAGUACCAAAUAUAUAUAUAUAUGAGAAUGAAUGAUUAUAUAUAUGAUAAAAGAAUGAUUUAUUUAUUCUUUUGAAAUAGAAUAUCAAUAUUAUUAUUAUUAAGGAUGAGCGAGUACAGCAUUAUCUGUAUCUGUAUCUGUUAACCAUAUGAAUUAUCUGUAUCUGUAUCUGUACUCAGAAUAUUAUAUAUAUUACAUUUUAUUACAAUAUAUAUUACAGAACAAGUUUUGCAACAAUGAAAACAAAACAAUGCAGUGCAAUUAUGAAGUAAAAUGUAAUGAACAACAUAACUUUCUUUUUUAACUUUUAAUUUUUUUAUGAUCAGUGUGAUUUUUUUUAUUUUUUUGGUUCUUUUUUAUUUUUUUAUUUCCACACCAGGUGUGUGUGUGUUUGUGUGUAGCUUAAUAAUUAAUUUGUAAUAUUUAUAACACUAUCUUACUACCUUUAUGUUUUUAUGAAACAUGUCAGACACUCAGUGUCUGGUUACUGGUUAGAGACAGCUGAAGGUUUAAAAAAGAAAAAAAAUCUCUGACAGGCAGAGACGCAAUGCGAGUCGCAUUCUACCAAGCAAGCACCACGUCUGAACGAACCCAUGUUUACCAGAACUCUACUGGUUAGUAAGUACGUAUUAUUAACGUUACAACCCGAAGUAAAAAGCUGAAGAAACCCUAAACGUUAAUGGAAAAGACCCGCGAACCCGAGUGUCUGAGGGAGAGACAGAGAGCUGUUCUGUGUGUGACUGUGAGUGAGCAGAGCGAGACACAGCAACACAAUACAUCUGUACUGUAUGUGUGUAGGGGAGGGGCGCUGUGACUAGCCUAUCACAGGACGCUGACACAAUCGGCUACCCAAUGAUGAUUUUCAUUCAAUCCGAGCACAGAUAUUGACUCGUAUUACUCGUAUAAUACUCGUACUUGCCGGAAGUGCUUUAUCCGUACCGGAUACUCGUUUCAGCCGAGUAUCCGGCUCAUCUCUAAUUAUUAUCAAAAAUAUUUCAGUUUUUUAUUUAAAAAAAAAAAGGCAUUUUACAGCAGUCUUUUGUGAAUGUUUUAUUUUAGUUGACUAAAGAACAAAUGCAUGCCAAUGACAUGACAAAAUGGAAUGACAAAUAA
Tachysurus vachellii is the source of this 3055-nucleotide messenger RNA. RefSeq names its product solute carrier family 43 member 3a (gene slc43a3a). The record is from RefSeq and is a predicted model, not a curated record. Gene Ontology annotation, molecular function: transmembrane transporter activity. The coding region runs from base 407 to 1945 and encodes 512 amino acids. NCBI's taxonomy places the organism in Eukaryota, Metazoa, Chordata, Actinopteri, Siluriformes, Bagridae. The transcript has 13 exons. Gene Ontology annotation, biological process: transmembrane transport.